Molecule: messenger RNA, 3307 nt
Organism: Alligator sinensis (Chinese alligator)
Lineage: Eukaryota; Metazoa; Chordata; Crocodylia; Alligatoridae
Gene: NCAPG
Product: non-SMC condensin I complex subunit G
Biological process (GO): mitotic chromosome condensation
Cellular component (GO): condensin complex; cytoplasm; condensed chromosome
Source: RefSeq, a predicted model, not a curated record
CGGGUCCCGGCGGCCAUGGGUGUAGAUGCGGAGCUGCUGUCGGUCCGCGACGCCUUCGCGCUGGCGCAGAAGCCGCAUCGCCAAAAGCCGCAGCAGAACCAGGCGAAGCUGGUGGCGGCCUUGAGGCGGACCUACGCGCAGCUGGAUGAGAAGAAACAUUUUCAUGAGGAGUUUCUUCAUUUCCUUAAAUAUCCAAUGGUAGUUUACAAGCGGGAACCCGCAGUAGAGCAAGUGAUAAAUUUUGCAGCUAAGUUCGUAAGUUCACUCUAUCAAGCAGAUGAAGAGGGUGUUACUGAGGAAGAGGAAAACAAUUCACUUCUGAAUUACUUGUUUAACUUCCUGCUUGAGUCUCACAAUGCAAACAGCCAUGCAGUUAGAUUUCGAGCAUGCCAGCUUGUUAAUACACUUUUGGAAAAUAUGCCAGAAAAUGCCCAGAUUGAUGAUGAAUUGUUUGAUAAAAUUAAUGAAGCCAUGCUGAUUAGACUGAAGGAUAAAUUUCCAAAUGUGAGAAUCCAGGCUGUACCGGCACUGUCUAGACUUCAGGAUCCCAAGGAUGAGAACUGCUCUGUUGUUAAUGUUUAUAACACUUUGCUUGAAAAUGAUUCAAAUUCAGAAGUGAGGCGUGCAGUGUUGUCAUGUAUUGCUCCAUCUGCCCAGACAUUGCCAAAAAUUGUCGGUCGUAUUAUGGAUGUUAAAGAAGCUGUCAGGAAGCUGGCAUAUGAGGUUUUGGCAGAAAAGGUUCCAAUGAAAGUUUUGUCCAUAGCCCAGAGAGUAAAGCUAUUGCAGCAAGGACUCAAUGACAGAUCUGAUGCUGUUAAGGAGGUGGUGAAGAAGAAACUUCUUCAAUCUUGGUUGCGGGUGACUGAAGGGGAUGUUUUAGAAUUGCUUCAUCGACUGGAUGUAGAAGACUGUCCUGAAGUGGCUGUUCCUAUGCUUAAUGCCAUGUUUUCAUUAUCUUCAAUUAGUGACUUAGUUCAAAACUGCAAGAACCUUGAUAGCAGAAAAAUGAUUCCAGUGGAAGAGCUUACUGCUGAAAAUGCUUUGUACUGGAGAUCUCUUUGUGAGUAUCUAAAGUCAAAGGGUGAAGAAGGUGAAGCUUUAUUAGAGCAGAUUGUGCCAGAACCUGCCAUCUAUGCAGAAUAUCUGCUAAGUUACCUUCAGAGCAUUCCAGUUCUCAGUGAAAAACAAAGGGAAGAUUUUUCUUGUAUUGAACACUUGAUGACAAAAGAAUUUAUAGGUCAGCAGCUGAGUCUUCUUAUAGGCUGUAUGGAUACCACUGAAGAGGGGGGAAGGAAACGUCUGUUGGCCGUUUUGCAGGAGAUACUUAUUCUACCUACCACUUCAUUGUCUCUCAUAUCUUCACUUGCGGAAAUAUUGCUCAGUAUUAUUAAAGAUGAUGACAAAAGAAUUGAGACUGUUGCAGAAAUUAUCUCAGAAGUACGUGAACCAAUUGUUACGUUUGAUAAGCCUAUAGAUGCAACUGAAAUAAGAAAGCAAAAGCUUAAGCUGGCUGAAAUAAAAGUGAAACUUUUUGAAACGAAAGUAGCUUUGGAGGAGUGCAUUGAUCUUCAGGAUUUUAAUCGUGCAUCGGUAUUAAAAGAGAAAAUAACUGAGCUGGAACAUAUCAAAAAUGAUCUGAUAAAAGAAGCAGAGCAGCCUGAAAUAGAAGAAAUGCGUGUGGAAAAGAAUGAUCCUGAAACACUACUGAAGUGUUUGAUGAUUUGUUAUGAACUUCUCAAGCAGAUGUCAUUUGUGAAAGGAAUAGGUUCAACCACGAAUGGAAUCGUUGAAUCUCUGAUACUGCCUGGAAUAACUAAUGUCCAUCCAGCUGUAAGAAAUAUGGCUGUUCUGUGUUUGGGUUGUUGCGCAUUGCAGGACAAGGACUUUGCCCAUCAACACCUUGCAUUACUUCUACAGGUUUUACAAAUUGAUGAUAUCACGGUAAAGCUAAGUGCUUUGAAAGCAGUGUUUGACCAGUUGAUGUUGUUUGGAAUAGAACCAUUCAAAGUGAAAAAAACUAGUGAUCCUGAAAGUGAAGAUGCAGAGAUCAGAAGUAGAGAUUGUGAGGAAGAAGAAAAUAAAUGUAAAGAGGCUGAAGAAGAGACAGACACAGUUCACAAUCUUCUACAACUGCUUUCCAGUUUCUUAGACAGUGAGUUUUCAGAACUCAGGACAGAAGCUGCAGAAGGCCUAGUCAAACUGAUGUUCUCUGGGAGAUUAAUUGGUGCCAGACUUCUUUCUCGCCUUGUCUUGUUGUGGUAUAAUCCAGUGACAGAAGAUGAUACUCGACUUAGACAUUGUCUGGGAGUUUUCUUCCCUCUGUUUGCAUAUGCAAAUAGGGCUAAUCAGGAAUGCUUUGAGGAAGCUUACCUUCCAACCCUGCGAACGUUGUUUCAUGCCCCUGCAUCUUCACCUUUGACUGAAGUGGAUAUUGGUAAUGUUUCUGAACUGUUAGUGGACUUGACAAGGCCCAGUGGACUGAAUCCUCAGGCCAAAAAUUCCCAAGAUUAUCAGAAUUUGACAGUACAUGACAGCUUAGCCAUGAAAAUUUGCAACGCAAUCUUAAUGGACCCAACAGCACCAGAUGUUCGUAUUUAUGCAAAAGCCUUGAGUUCUUUAGAACUCAGUAAAUACUCCAUAAAGGAUCUUUUGAUUCUAUUUGAUGAGAUUCUUAAGAAAGUGAAAGAUAAGUUGUGUCAAAGAGCUAUUGAGAAAAUCAAGACAGAUUUCAGAAAACAUAAUGACAUUGGCAAAGACCACUCUGCAGUUGUGCAGGACACUGGCACCACAACAUCAGAAGAUGUUAAUCAAAUUGAGGAUGAAGAGAAGAAAGCAACUGUUCAAACUCCUGUUAAUGAAGAUGAUAAACAAAAUGCAACCAGAAAGAUGAAAUCUACCAGAGGCAAGACGAAUGGAGGACGAAGAAAAGUAACUACAGAAGCCGUGAAUAAAAGACGAAGAAAUAAAACUAUAGAGUUUGACAGUGAAAGUGGGGACGAAGUUCCAGAACCAGUUUCAGUGCCAAGUUCGAGACCAUCCAGACGAGCGAAAACAGCAGCAAUUGAAAAAACAAGGAUGAAUCUUACAGGACUUAUUAAUGAAGCAGCAGAUGAGUGAAGACCAAGGGAGAAGAGUUCUUUAAUAAACUCUUGUAGCUCCUUAUAAUGGGCUUCCAAAAAUAAGCUGUUUUGCUUUAAAUCCUGUUUUUUACUCUUUGUGUAUAUUUUAACUGUUUUUAAAUUCUGAAGCUCCCAUUAACUUUAAACUACUUUUAAUUUUGACAGUCAUUCCAAAGUUACAAAAAUGA